AAGGUCUGAUAAAAUGAUGUCUUUCGGUGAUCAUCAAUUAUACUUACUUUUUCUUCUGCUGGUAAAGUUUCAUGAGUCAGGUAAGGGUGAAAUUUAUUUUCCCGUACAAAGAAAUUUACAGUGUUUUUUACCAUGUGUCAUUUUAAGCUUAGAAUCGAGCCGGAAACGCUGACUUUAAUUUAUGAACGUGAUGUUUGUCAAAAUGAUUUCCUAACUCCAAGAUGGCUUUCAGCAGUUUUUGUAUCUCGAAAUGAUAUGAUUUUUGUAUCUUGAAAUGAUUGCGAUGUGAUGUUGCGAUUUCAAUCACGUGAUAAAUGAAGUCUGAAUAACUAUGAUGCGAUAGAAAUCAAGAGCAAAGGAUUUUAUGCUUCAAGUGUAACACUACUAUAUGGUCAGAAUUCAACAUCAAAAUUGAAACUGAGAAGAGCGCUCUUCUUGAUUAGUGUGAGUCGUCUUCUUAGCCAUGAAAAAAAGUUAAUCCUUUGUCAAGUGGCUUUCCAUUACAAACAAGAUGGUUAUGCAAACCCUGAAAAUAUGCAUAGGUUGGAUCACGAAAGUAGAACGUCAGAAUGUUGAUGACACAAAGGUACAAAAAAAAGUCGAAGUUUCAUCUUUCCCCUGUAUAAUACUUUACAAUGCAGUGAAAACAAUGAAAACAAUGAUAAUUAAAUAUGCAUAGGUUGGAUCACGAUAAGUAGAACGUCAGAAUGUUGUAAGAACCAAAAAUUGGCAUAUGAGAUCAGCUUAGCUUGUUCCAGCUGUCAGUUAUUAAGACAGAGCAAAUGGCACAACAGCACUGUUUACUAUUGUACUAUUUUUUACUAACUAAAUGCACAGAGCAAGCCGGGUGCAGUUAAGUGUAUAACUGAUGUUCUUGUUUUUUUGACAUCCUCUGUAAUUUAUAAUUGUACAGAGCCUCGGCAACAUGGAAUCCAUUUGUUUUAUUCAGUGAAGAAGCAAAAAUUAUUGUUGUUACUGCUUACAAUUAAAGUGCCUUUAUGGUGGACUCUAUUUAAGGCCUUCUUCUUAAAUAUAAUCCUUACAUAUGUAACUAAAGGGCUCAGAAUAUUGUUUAUGUUUGUCUAUUUUAGUGGGUGUGGAUGUGAUAUUCACCCAGGAACCUUCUAAUCCAAGCUACUUUAACAAAGGUAGUGAUGCCAACCUGGUGUGGAACUAUGCUGAUCCACAUAAUAAAAUUGCAGCAAUUGCCUACAGUGUUCUGGUAAAUGGUGAAUUUAAAACAAUGAUUUUUAACAACAGUCAUGGUGUGCAAGAACAUUCUUCAAUUCCUCCAUCUUACAAAGGAAGAGUUAAAAUUGAAGGAAGAGCUACUCUGGUUAUCAAGAACAUCAAUACUGGAGACAAUACCAAAUUUAGAUGUGAAAUGUGGAAAAGCCCUUCAGGGCAGGUUGAAAGUACAGUUCAGCUUAUUGUGGCAGGUAUGUAUUGCAGACAUAACCAUUCAUAAUCAAACACAAACCAAAUGCAUUCAACUCAUGUCUCAUAUUUCUGAGAUCUGGAGAAAGUAAACAAUAGCAUAAAUUUGUGCAGACCUUUUUAUGCAGGGCUGUAAGUGGCUAGCUAACCCAACUUUUGGGAACACUAGUGCUACUUUUACUUGGCAUGUGACACCACACUCCUCAAAAAGAGACAAGAAAUUCCACCAUUUACUUUGCUGUUUCUCAUUAGUAAGAAUUCAAAGAGUUAUGAAAGAGUUAUUGCUUUAUUCUUUUGGCACCAACUACUGGGUUGCUCUGUUAUGCAUACUUUAGAUAACUAUUAUAAAUAUGAGUACUGAGAUUUUCUCUCAGCAAAGUUUUCAACUAAAAACAGUCAGACAAAACUAGAAACAAUGCAAGUGGCUGUACAAUUUUGCUAGAUCAAUAAAGGAAAUAUUCCACAACCACUCACAGGCAGCUGGUGCAAAAAAAAUUAUGUGUCUUUUGUAGCCUUUUAGAGGGACCUGCCAAAGGGAAUGAAAGUUGGCAUUGCGUUGUUUGCUGCUUUCUGAGGAUUAUGAUCUUCAAGGUUUACAGAUGCAAAUUUAGUCAACAGAGUGGUGACUUCCUCAAGUAAUUUUCUGACACCAAGGUGCAAGGCAAGACUUGAAAGAUUCGAGCAAAAUUUCCUUAAAGUUAUGAAAGCAAUAAACCAUCAGAGUCUAUAAUCCAAGCUCUUUAUGCUGUUUAAAAGAAGCUGAGCUUGUAAACAGAAAAUAAUUUCAAUGAUGAUCAAUGUGGCCAGGUAGGAAUGCUAUUCUUAGCAGAUGUUGUUACUUGAUGCUUCCUCUUUACCCUCUUGAUUGAGAUACAUACAGACCUAAUGGAAACCUAAAAUUGAAAGUACUGUAAAUAUACUUACAAAUUUAAAUUUAUCCCCUCCAUUGUUUUGGAUAUUGUGAGCAAAAACAAACAAUUAUCAUAAACUACAUGGUAUACAAUGGUUUGAUUCACCGAUGUGGCAAAGGUCUUUCACUAUCUAUCCAUAAUUUGUAAAAUGUACGACAUUCUAAAUCUUGAGUGUAUACUUAUUCAUCCAUAUCAAAUUAAAGGUUACUUGAAAUGAAUGUCAAAGAUUUAUAAGAUUUUCAGACCCCUGAUAACAAUUACUGAUGUGCUAAUUUGUUGUACUUAAAGGUUAUGAUUUUAGUGGAAAUAGUGGAAGAAAUUUCUGGAUCUGGAAUUUUGUCGAAAAUAUCUGUUUAAGUCAGUUUAAGUCAGUUAAAAACUCUCCUGUUUCAAGAUUACAUGAUUGCCGCACCAGAACCUUUUGUAUUCUAUAUUGUGCACCAUGUUAUGAUUAUGGUUUCAAUUAUAAAAGGUGCUGACUUGAGAACUUUGCAAAAUAUUUCUACAUACAAAGAAAUAGAUUGUGGUUAUGUACUCCAAAUAGCAGGUCACAUAUGUCUUCUGUAAAGGAAGUAGCAGAAAUCGCUAUGGUGGUUUUGGUGGAUGGAGAGAAACAUCCACCAAAACCACUUUAUUUUAUGUGUUAUGAGUUAUGAUAAUCAUUAUGAACGUUUGGUCGGUCAGCAAUUGUGCACCAUAAAAAAUAAUUAGCCAGAGCACUAGCUGCUAAUUAGUGGUAUAAAUCUUUUGUCUCCCUGAAGAUCUAACAAUGGCUAUAGAUAAAAUAAAAAAAAUAUAUUGUUGAUGGUUUUGGUCAGCGUUUUGGUGGAUGUUCCCUACUGACAUCCACCAAAACUACGUAACACCUAGGCACCUUUUAAAUACGUGAAAUAUCUGCAUAACAUUGCGUAAAAUGUUUUAUAAUACUACAAUCGAACAAUAAAUUAAUACUUACCAUUUCUUGAGUAAAAAGUUUUGAUGCAAUUUAUCAAACAAAUAAUAUACUUAGGUCAUCGGGAUAAGUCGGCAUGUUGUCGUAGCUUCGUAAUUUUCAUUUAGUAUAACAAGUCAUGAGUUGUCCAUCAUUCCAUCUCAGUCCCUCUCGACCGAGGUGGUUUUGGUGGAUGGAAUCUAAUGCUGAUCAGCACAAACUUCCUCAUCGGAUCGUCAGAAAAGGUCUGAUAAGAUGGUGUCUUUUCGCGAUCAUCAAGUAUACCUACUUUGUCUUCUACUGGUAAAGUUUCACGGGUCAGGUAAGAGUGAAAUUUAUUCUCCCGUACAAAGGACUUUACAGCGGUUUUUACCAUGAGCCAUUUUAAGCAUAGACACGAGCCGGAAACGCCGAUCUUUACUCCUGAACUUGAUGUUCGUCAAAAUGAUUUCCAAACUUUAAGGUGGCUUUCAACAGUUUUUGUAUAUCAAAUUUAAGACAUGAUGUUGCGAUUUCAACCACGCGAUAAAUGAAGUCUGAAAGCUACGAUGUGAUAGAAAUCAAGAACAAAGGAUUUUAUGCUUCAAAUGAAACACUACUAUACUUUCAGAAUUCAACAUCAAAAUUGAAACUGAGAAGAGCACUCUUUUCUUGAGUAGUGUGAGUCGUAUUCUUAGCCAUGAAAAAAGUUACUGCUUUGUUAGGUGGCUUUCCACUACAAACAUGAUGAUCAUGCAAACCCUGAAAAGAUGCAUAGGUUGGAUCACGAUAAGUAGAAUACUCAGAAUGCUCGAUGACACAAAGGUACAAAAAAGUUGAAUUUUUAUCUUCACUUCUUUAAUGCUUUACAAUGCAGUGAAAGAAAAAUCUGAUUUUUCCUGUAAGAAAUUAAGGUUUGAAAGGUUAUUUAAUUUAUCAUUCAAUGGCAUCUAAGCACACUUGGUUGCUGUGUUUGUAUUUUUUGUGACAGCUGCUUCGUUUAUUGAAAUUAUUUUCUCCUAGCUUAACACAGCAAAGCGGGAAGCCAUUUUCUUGUUACAUGAUGCCAGAACAAGCAUCCUGAUCAGUUAUAGAACAAGCUAGGUGCAGUGGAGUGUGUCACUGAUGUGCUUAGGACAUUUUGACAUCCCCUGUGAUUUAUAACAGUACAGAGCAAGGGUACCAUGGAAUCUACUUGUUUUAUUCAAUGAAGAAGCAAAAAUUAUUGUUGUUACUGCUUACACUUGCCUUUGUGGUGAAGUCUAUUUAAACCCUUCAUAAAUAUCAUCCUUACACAUGUAACUAAAGGGCUGGGAAUAUUAUGUUUAUGGUUAUCUAUUUUAGGGGGUGCGGAUGUGCGUUUCACGCUGGAACCUUCUAAUCCAAGCUAUUUUAAAAAUGGUAGUGAUGCCAAGCUAGUAUGGGACUACACUGAUCCACUUAAUGCGACUCGAGGCAUCAUCUUUAGUGUUCUGGUAAAGGAUACAUAUAAAAAAAUGAUUUUCAGGGGCAGUCGUGGUGUCCAAGAACAUCGUGAUAUUCCUCCAUCUUAUCAAGGAAGAGUUAAAAUUGAAGGAAGAGCUACCCUGUUUAUCAAGAACAUCAACCCUGGAGACAAUACCAAAUUUAAAUGUGAAAUGUGGGGAAAGAAAGUUGAAAGUAUAGUUGAGCUUACUGUGGCAGGUACGUCUUGUAGACAUAACCAUUAAUAAUGUAACACAAAUCAAAUUCAUUCAACUCAUGUCUCAUAUUUCUGAGAUCUGGAAAAAGUAAACAUUAACAUAAAUUUGUGCAAACCUUUAUAUACAGGGCUGAAAGUGGCUAGCUUACCCAACUUUUGGGAACACACUCAUGUCCUAACAACAUUAAAUAGUUGAAAACGCGUGUGUUAUAAGUAUGGAACUUCUUGGUCAUUUGACUGUGAUUCAAGUCAAAAACAUUAUGUGAUAUCUCAAUACUCAUGUACAAUUUACCUCAUUGUUUGCUUGAAUGAUUUUUUUCACUUGUUGUGAAGAAUCCAAACUCACUGUUUACUACACUCAUUUGCUUGUUUUUGAUUUUAUACAACUCCCAAAUGAAGAUUGUUUGCGCUCACCAGCCAUGACAUAAUCUUCAACCUUUCCUUGUCAUCGUACUCCAUCAGAACCAUGUAACUUUCAAUAACACAAUAUUUUAAUUAAUGUACAUUUUCUGAGUUCUGUUGGCUUAUUUUAACUGUAAUGCAAUACCUUUCACACUUAUUCUAUUUCUGACAUGUAUUUGACAGAAAGAUACCAGGUUAAUAUGGCUUAAAAGGGGUAAAAUGAAUCAUCAUUCACAUUUGGUCUACGUGGCUCAAAGCCAAUCCAUGUAUUUCGCUUAUAGAAAAAAUUGUUUUGUUUUGUUUUUACCAUAAGAAGGCAAUUAUUAUUCAUGCAUCACUGCCAUCUUUGUAACAGAUUUGCCAAUUUUUUUUAGAUGCUUCCUCUUUACCCUCCUGAUUGAGACACAUACAGACUAAGUGGAACCCUAAAAUUGAAAGUACUGUAAAUAUCCUUAAGAAUACUUGAAUCUCAAUGGAUUGGUUAUUUAAGUCAUAAAUGUGACUUCUUGUUCCUUAAAAGCUAUGAGAAUUACAGCUGUGAAAUGGAAAACAAACUUUCUGAAUGAAGUGAAGCUUUGUGGCAUGUGAUCAAAUCCACCCCCUGUUGUAAGUCAUUUGCAAGGUUUGAUAUAUCUGCAAAGUAUUGUUUAACUUUUUAUUUCAAAAAUUAAAAACAUAUGGAAAAAGGAAAAUUUGCCAAUAUUGGAUUUGUGAUUGUGGAAAGCCAUUUGCAAAUCAAAGAGAACCCAAAGGCCUCUAGAAGAUGUGAUGGGCAGUCUCUCUCCUUUCAUCUCUACCAAAAUGCUGGUUGUCUGUUUACAUGUAGAUUACCCUUGGACAAAAGGUGUGACGUAAAGAAUGCAGUCUAUUAUGAAACAAGGUAUUGUUGAGGAGAAGUGCCUGCUCCUGUCUGCUAACCCAAUAUCCAAGAUGUCCCAUGCACUAUCAAUAGUUUUGCAGGGUUUGACUUUAAGUGUGUUCAUCAUGAUCCUUUUGGCAUUGGGUUUCAAAAGAAUUUCAUUUUUAUCCUGACUACAUUUCAUCAUUAAGUGAUUAAAUGCCUCUUCCAGAUGACAUGGGAUCUUCCAUGUUUAUUUAUUUAUUUAUUUAAUCAUUAUUUAUACACAGUUAAAAAAAAGGAAUUCAUCAGGUACAAAAAUUCCAAUACAAUGACUAAUAUCCUAAGAACUAAAGAUCAUAAUCCUAGCAUUACAUGAACUAAUUAACACCAUUAAUAUGCCACUUAAAAACCUGAUUUCCAUGAAUGCUGUGUCUAAAAAUUAUGAUAGGGAAGGUGUUUAAAUUGGUUUAAUGAACCAGACUCUCUAAUGUUACAGGGUAAGCUAUUCCAAUGGGUUGAGCCGCUAUAACUAAAACUAUUUUUCAUGUAGUUAGUUCUUGGAAAUUGGAUGACAAGUUUGUUUAUUGAGCCCCACAUAGAAUAGUUUGAUUCGUUUCACUUUAUAAAUUUAGACGUGAGAUAUUUGGGAACCAGAUGGUAGAAAGACUUGCAAACCAUUAAGGUGUUCUGAAUUUGACAUGGAGAUUUCAAGUCUUUUCAGCUGAGUUUGUGAGACAAGGAAUCAACAUCUACAUCAUAGUUUGAUGAAGUUAUUAUAUGUGCAGCACGGUUUUGUAGUUUUUGUAGCUUGUUAGAUAAUGUUUUGCUACAAUUACCCUAGACUAGGCUACAGUAAUCAAAGUGAGAUUGAAGGAGUGAGUUCUAGAUAUUGAGUAGGGUGGAUUGGGGCACAAAUGGCUAUAACUCACUCUAUGGCUCCAAUAGCAGUAGCCAUCCUUUUUACACUGUUUAUCAAUGUGGGAAUGCCACAUUAAAUUUUCAUCUUUUUAUAUUCCAAGGGAUUUCACAGAGGAAACUUGUUCAAUGGGAACAUUAUCUAUGGAAAGUUUGAGUGUAUCAGAUAGAGUACUUGAUCUAUGCUUAGCGCAGAUCAACAUAAAUUCAGUUUUUGUAGCAUUCAAGGUAAGUCUGUUAGACACAAGCCAUUUGCUUAGCUUUUCAAGGUUGUGAGAUAGACUAGACUGGAUCAAAUGUAAAUCAGAGCCAGCAUAAGUGAUGUGGGUGUCAUCAGCAUACAUUCUAAGUACACUGAACGAUGGCAAAUGAUUAAUAUAAAUUAGAAGUAAAAGAGGGCCAAGCAUCAUUCCCUGUGGCACACCACAUUUAAGAUUGGUGAAGUCAGAGAGACAAUCGUUAACUGAGCACUGUUGUGAGUGAUGCAUCAAAUAUGAUUUAAACCAAUCAAGAGUUUUUCUUGAAUACCACAUCGAUUCAUUUUAGUGAGUAAUAUCUCAUGAUCAACAGUGUUGAAUCCCUCUUUUAAGUCGAGAAACACCACAGCAUUGAUGUAGCCAUAAUUGAUAUUAAAUGCCCAACUGUCAGUGGCUUCAAUUAAGAAGAGCAGUAAUGGUUGGGUGUAAAGACCUGAAACCAAAUUGAUGUUUAGAGAUGAUUUCUUCACUAUUUAUGAGGUUCAUAUAACUGAUCAUACACAAUCCUUUCAAACACUUUGGUGACUACAGAAAUGACUGAGAUAGGUCAGUAGUUGUUUUUAUGUUGGUAUCAUUUAGCUCAGUAGAGUGCUUAAAUUUGGCAUACAUCAUAAGGUUUCUACUAUAUUACUGCUGAUGUCAUUGAAGACAUUAGGAGGAGGGAGGUUUUUUUUUUUCAGCUUUUUGCUUCUUCAGUAGGUUUCUUUAGUUCCUCAUCCUAUAGCCAUUUCCUGUCACAGAUUCCAAGUUCAAGUGACUCUAAAUAUAGAAAAAAAAUUUGUAUUUCUGGUCAACUUAAAUGUUAAUUGAAAUAUUUUAGGUGUUAAACAACUGCCCAGUUUCACUUACUUUUGGGACAUGAUGCAUUCUCGAAGCCUUGUAGUGCUUAACACUUUGAAUAUUUCAGCCCAUAGAGAUGACCCCCAGCUUGAUGUUGUCACAGUUAACUCUGAAAGAUUCUAGUCAGUUAAGAUGUCUAUUAUGGACUCAGGAAAAAACCGAUAGCUCUAUUCAAUUUUAAAAAUCUUAGAGGAGGCAGCUGUUUGCAAACAUUUAUAAGGCCUAACACAUGAUAAUGGUCUUCCAACUUAAUGUAGCCUGUGAUAUCUAGCACUGAGGGUGUUUAGCUAUCAUUAUAUCUGAUUGAAAGGCUGGUGUAUCCUUCAAUUAUAAUUUCAUGUAGGAUCAGCUCAUUUUGCUUGAGAACUGCAUGUUUGUAUGCAAGCUAUAUGUUUUGGAUUGUGGGUGGAUCAAGUUAGCAUACACUAACACAAUGAAAUAACUGGUUCUGCUAUGUAACUCUCUUGAGGCUCCUGAACCCUACAUAUUUUUGGGGAUGUUUCAGAGCUAGCACCUCUAAGUCUCGAGUAUAGACCAUUAUAAAUCUAAACAAAAGUACAUCGAAUUCUGUAAUAGUUUCUGGUUUCUUUUAUAAUAACUCCUUGCAAGAUUUUGUAAUAUUGUUACCUAGAUGACAAGCUACAUCUGGGCCCACUAAAAUUUUUGUAUUGUUAAGUAACCAUUGAUCAAUUCACAUACACUUACUAAGGAUAUCUUUGUUACAACUUCAGUUGGAAGCUCUUCAAAUUGGAACCUCCUAAAAACUAUACAAAGUUAAAUAGGGCCUAAAAUCAUCAAGUGGGAACAUGGAAAUAUUUUAAGAUGAACAAGUAGUAUUAUCCACCUUUAGAUGUUGGAACUUUUACAGACAAGCCACUCCAUUCUUAAGGAAAAUCAAAUUUUUUCUUCUGUCUUUAAAUUAGAUUUUCCUCCUUUCACCAAUUCUCUCUCAGGUACUCUGGCUAGUGAGCUAUUUUUUGCAUUUCUUACUCAAAUCUCUAGUCUGCAACAAGAAUAUUACUUCCCGUACAAAGAUGAAUCAUGUAGUAUUUUUGGUGUUGCCUCUCCACUUUCUACCUCCACAAUUCCUUUCCCACCUUCUACUGUAGUUUCUUAAUAAACAUCAGCAUCUCUUGAUGGUCUGGAAGAUAGUUUCUUUGGUAAUGUCAAACAAGCUCAAAUCUUGUGCUAAUUAUUACUAGGAACUACUUAGUGUGAAUUUAAGCCACCUUCUUGCUCUCAAGUAUUUCUCACCCAAUGUUCUGGGUACUGCCUGUUUUGCAUUUUCACCAAAACUAAGACUGGACCAUGUUGUAUAAACAUUUCAUCUGCCUGUUAGCCUCAUAUCAGCUAUGGCUGAUUUCACUUUAGUUUUAAGGACCAACUUAAAUUAUCUUGCCAUAAGUUUUGGGAACACUUAUUCACAAUUGUAUUGAAGUAUAACUCUCCUCUUUAGGGGGGUAAAGUGUGUUUGUAGAGCUCUGAUGAAAUGACUCUGCCUCAUUGUAAAUGUAAUGCCUGCGACAGGUUGAGGAUAUUUUUAAUUUGCUGAGUGAUAACCUCUCUGUUGGGAAGCAGUAAAACAUUUCAGCACAAGUUUUUAACAGUGGUCUCUGUACAGUCUAUUCUUAAUGCAGGAAAUAAGUUAAUUUCUUUUCAUUUGACUUGGGCUUAAGAACGGUUUAUUUUUGGGUAUGAUUCUUCAAAAUGCAGAGGAAAAGUCAGAAACUCUCCAUUCUGCAAACUCCCUUUGCAAAACAAUCAUGAUGAGCAAUCAAGUUAUGUAAUGUUUGAUAAAAGAACAAUCAAUACAUUCCAAGUGAGGUGUGGCUUGAUUGGCUCUGUUCCUAUUUGUUUGUGCAGCAGCAAAAGUUUUAUCACGAAAAUUGGGAGUAGCUUUAAAGCUGGGGUCCUCAGUUUAAUGAGUGACUUCCUGAAUUAUCCCUCAAUUCCCUAGGUUGGUUGUUGGAGACCAAUUGCUGGAUACUUCUGAUUAUUUUAUUGUAACUGGGUAAAUUUUAAGACUCAGUCCACUACGCAAUAUGAGGAAUGAUAUAAUUGCUUUUACCUUUCAGAGGCAUUACUUAUGAACCUCUCUUUAGGAGGAAAAUAUUUCACUGAAGGAUCCAAUGCCACCCUAAGCUGUAAAGCUUCUGGGAAACCACCACCAUAUGUAUCGUGGAUUAGAAAUGGAGUACUGGAAAGUUCAGGGAAGGAAGCUGCAUCUUUGGAGUUCAAUAACAUAAAUAGAACAGAUGCUGGACAAUAUACAUGUCAAGCCAAUAACUCAAUGGAAGUCACUUCCAUUAACACAACAAUUGUAGUUCACUGUAAGUAUUAUUUUAAUUUUCUACAUCUGAAUUUAAUUUAUUUACAGUGCGACUCCUGUUAUUAGGGUCAGUUACACAAAACUGACAAAUAUGUCUAAAAGUGUAAGAAAAAUGAAUUCCACGUCAAAUCCUUUUCAGCUUUGUAUGCAUUGGUCCUAAGUAUUGGUUGGGACACUUGAAUUUCAGUGGAAUUCUUACUCACAUUAUUUUGCUCAGGAGGACAUGAAAAUGUUUACCAAGUUGUUGCUUCAGUUGGAUUGUGUUAAACUCAGAAAAUGGCUUAAGGCCAUUUCUGAGUCAUUGUGACAACCCAAAAUUCACUCCAUUUGACUAGUGCACAAGGCUAGCGUGAAGGGCCCUGGUUGAAGCCUGAUGGAAAUCUGAGAACUGGCCAAAAUUCCAAGUGUCAGCUGAGAAAUUGCACAUUUCAGUGUUUUACUGAUGUAGCUGAGAUAAGAUAAAAGCAAAAAUGGGCUCAAACUAAAACCACAUGCUUAAGAUUUGUGCACAUAUUUGCAUGUGUGGCAUUCAAAGAGAUAUACUAUUUAGGGGCAAGAAUCCAUUUUAUAAUUCAUAAUUUGAAGGCCUUGCCACCUUAUACUGAAUAAUUGAAGUACAAAAAGUGUAUGAAUGCAAAAGUGAUGGACUCUACUACUGAGUGAUUACAACCUUUACUUUUUUUCCAUUUAAAGACUGGGAAAGGAAAGACAAAAUUUUUAUCCCAAUCAUACUCAGGAUGUGCAAAUUGAGGUCAUGUGACCUACCAUAUGACCCUUGAGGAGUCAAAAUGGCCUUCUAAAACUGUUAUAAAAAUAUCUAUACAUCUUCUAUGGCAUAAAUUUAUGAAAUAUCCCUUUGUAUUCUGCUAAUAUCUAUGAAAGGGUUGCGCAGUCCACAGUUUUAGCCAAACGUUUGCUUAUUAAGCUUAAAGCAAUGAGAUAAAUAUCAUUUUUGCCCAAUUUACAAUUUGACAUGAAAAAGAGGGGCAGUCAGGUUACCUCUGUUUGUGGCCAUUUUUUAUGUUUUGUGAAAAAAACUUCUGACUAUAACAUUAGCUCUUAAUGGCAGGAAGCCAGGUGUGCUCAACUUCUACAAAUUAUGUCACAUUACUAAGCAUGUGUCCUCUAAGGGGCCUAAAUCUGCCCUCUUGCUUUAAAGUGAAAUCAUACUUAUGUCAUCCUUCCAAAUCUUGUAUUUACACUACCUCUUACCUCAGAGCGAUACAUACUGCAACUAAAAAACACAAUAUCAUAACUUAUUUUGGUCUGUUGAGCUUUAAAGUAACUUAUCUCCAUUGUUAAUCGACUGAAAGCUAUCCUCUUAAGUAUGGAUGCCUCAUAUGUCAACUAUUUAAAAGUUCCUCUUCAAAGGUACUCUUUUCACAGCUUUCUUCUGAGUCACUGAGAAGGUUUACUUGUGCUAGUGCUUUUGUGAUUGGCUGUGGUACAAGAAGCUCCCUGUUCUUCAUCCAUCCAUGACCCUCCAUUGAUUUAAGAUCCUGCAUAGCUUCAAGGGCAUGACUCCACAUGAAUGCUUUGUAGUUUGCUUCAGAUGUUGACGUAGACAAUCAGUUGUUGGUGGAAGCAUUUCGUUUUUUGCUUAUUCUGGCAGAACAUGUGAUAACAUAAUUCAUCUGCAAUGCUUGUCUUUUUGCAGUCAUGUAAAAGCUGCAAACAAAGGUUUUGCUUUUACCAAAGCUGCAGAAAGCAACCAACAGGAAAUUGAAUAGGUUUACACAGUGUCAAAAACAUAGCAUUCAUGUUUAAGAAUAAACAUACAUCAAAUGCAACAAAUGUUGAUUGCUACAGCUCUAAAUUGCUGGUAAUGAACUAGAAACCAAUGGAGGAAAUAAAACAUGCUGAACUAAAUAAUUAAAGCCAUACCUUUUUUUUUUUGAUUUACAAGAUACUUUCCCCAUUGUCUUGGUACUGGAGUGGCAAGACCUCUGAUUUGCAUUUUAAGGCCAAUGAAUGUUCCCCUUUGCUGACGCCCUCCUUUUGUGAAGUUGCUCAGUAUUGGUAGAAGACCAUGAGGACUUGCAGACAGUUGCUAGAAAAAAGGGGGGAACUGAAGAUUUUGAAAUAUUUUUGUAAGAAUUCACCAAAGGUAUCUGCUCCAGAAGAUUUUGUCGACUGUAGAACUGCCAUGCCAUUGAUAACAACAACCUGUGGAUUUGUCAAUGCUGUAAGUUGCUGAACUACAUGAAUGUCUUUCUAGAGAAGAGAGCAUAGUGUGCUCUUAACACCUUUUCUAAGACUUCCAUUAGUGAGUGAAUAUGGGAUUGAAGACAGGUCAAAGCUCAGCACAUCUUUCAGGUAGAUUGGAUGAGAUGAGGAGCUUGACAAACAAGUCCUUGUCGGCAUUAACAGUAAUUAGCUUAUUGCUGGAUUUGACUCCAACCUUUUGCACUGCUGAACCUAGGAUCUUGAUGUUUGGAAUUGGCUCCCCAGAAACCCUAGCAGGGAAAGAAAAUAUAAAGCCGUGUGGUAUAUGAAGCUUAAAUCACUAAGUGGAAAACUGUAGGUUUGAGUCAAUGAAUUUAUAUCACCAGAUGUAAAUUGACAACUUCUGCUUAAAUAAAUUCUUCAUUUCUUCAGUUUGUAAGCCAUAUGAUAAAGCUAAUGGGAUCAUUCAACUUUCUUCACUGAGCCUUUGGAAAAUAGUUGC
Molecule: messenger RNA, 13191 nt
Organism: Pocillopora meandrina
Lineage: Eukaryota; Metazoa; Cnidaria; Anthozoa; Scleractinia; Pocilloporidae
Source: the annotation of a GenBank genome assembly